AUGGCGAAACAGCCCCAUAGCGAGGAUGACGACGGCACGUCUUCUAGGGUUAGCGACAGCAUGAUUCUAGGCAGCGGGCACGGAAACAUGGACGGGGAGAAAGGGUCGGACAGUGGGGACACGAGAGAAGGCGCUUCUAAUAUGAGACGAGCGGCCACGGAUUUGCCACGCGGGGCACGAAGGCGAGGUGAUUGCGCCGCGCGCGGCGGAGAGCGUGGGGAAGCUGAACAUAUGCAUACUGAUCGUGGGGACCCGCGGGGACGUACAGCCGUUCAUCGCCAUUGGUCAGAAACUGAAGGUGCGGCGCGCGGCGGCGAACUAGCGCUGGGUGAUGGGUUGGGGGCGGUUGGAGGAGUGAUUGGGGGAGAGAAUAUGAGAGAGGAAGAGUCGUUUUCUUCCCUCGUCACCCCCCGUGCCAUCUGCGCUGCUCCCCCCCUGCCAUCCGCGCUCCCCCCCUGCCAUCCGCGCUCCCCCUUUGCCAUCCGCGCUUCCCCGUGCCAUCCGCGCUUCCCCGUGCCAUCCGCGCUUCCCCGUGCCAUCCGCGCUUCCCCCGCCCCAUGGCAGGGCUACGGGCACCGCGUGCGGCUGGCGUCGCACAGCAACUACCGCGAGUUCGUCACUGCGGGCGGGCUCGAGUUCUACCCCCUGGGCGGCGAUCCCAAGGUGCUCGCGGAAUACAUGGUGAAGAACAAGGGCUUCCUGCCGUCCAGCCGCAAGGAGGUGCUGCAGCAGCGCAAGCAGCUCAAGUCAAUCAUCUUCUCCACCUGGCCCGCCUGCACCCAGCCUGAUCUCGCCAGCGGCGGCGCCCCUUUCCGCGCCGACGCCAUCAUUGCCAAUCCUCCUGUGUACGGUCACACCACAGUGGCAGAGGCGCUGCAAGUGCCGCUGCACAUGUUCUUCACCAUGCCUUGGAGCAUGACGACAGAGUACCCUCAUCCCCUGGCUGGCGAGAUGCCUGCCUAUACAGGCUACGAGAACCAGCUAUCAUACGUGGUGGUGGAGGGGCUCAUGUGGCUGGGCGUGCGGGACUUCAUAAACAGUUUCCGCAAGAAGCUCAAGCUGCCGCCCAUCCCUCUGCGCAACCGCCCCAAGAUGCGCAUUCCCUUCGGCUACAUCUGGAGCCCAACGCUCGCCCCCAAACCCCAUGACUGGGGAAACCUAAUAGACGUGGUGGGGUUCUGCUUUCUCAACCUAGCGGAACACUACUCGCCCCCAGCGCACAUCCAGCAAUGGCUUGACUCGGGCCCGCCCCCCAUCUUCAUCGGUUUCGGUAGCCUGCCCGUAUCAGAUCCCAAGGGGCUGACUCAGAAGUUUGUGGAGGCACUGCAGCGCACGGGGCAGCGGGGGAUACUGCAGGAGGGCUGGGGGGGACUGGGCAAGAUGGAAACACCCAAUGAGAACGUGCUCGUGAUCGGCAACUGCCCGCACGACUGGCUCUUCCCGCGCUGCAGAGCAGUGCUGCACCACGGUGGCGCGGGCACCACUGCUGCUGGGCUCAAGGCGGCGUGCCCCACGACCAUCAUUCCAUUCUUUGGCGAUCAGCCCUUUUGGGGGGCGCGGGUGCAUGCAGCGGGGGUGGGACCAGAGCCCAUCCCCAUCGGCUCGCUCACACUCGACAAGAUUGUUGCAGCCAUUGAAUUCAUGAUCCGAGAUGAGGUGGUGGCAGCAGCGAGGGAGCUUGCUGGCAAGAUAGCCAGGGAGGACGGGGUGGAUGGGGCGGUGGAGGCGUUUCACAAGCACCUGCCACCGGGGUACCACUCUCAGGAGCAGUGCACGCCCUGGCUCGAGGCCUCUCCCGGUGCGGACUAUGGUUCGGAUUGUUCUUGCUGGCCGUGGAGCUGCGGAGAUGCUGGUGAGGAGGAGGAAGAGGAGAAAAAGAGUUAG
This is a messenger RNA of Closterium sp. Naga37s-1, 1884 nucleotides long. The record is from the annotation of a GenBank genome assembly. NCBI's taxonomy places the organism in Eukaryota, Viridiplantae, Streptophyta, Zygnematophyceae, Desmidiales, Closteriaceae.